Messenger RNA from Salvelinus namaycush (lake trout), 3990 nucleotides. It is a transcript of the gene hcn4, whose product is annotated as hyperpolarization activated cyclic nucleotide-gated potassium channel 4. Gene Ontology annotation, molecular function: voltage-gated potassium channel activity. Lineage: Eukaryota; Metazoa; Chordata; Actinopteri; Salmoniformes; Salmonidae. The record is from RefSeq and is a predicted model, not a curated record. Gene Ontology annotation, cellular component: membrane. The transcript has 8 exons. Bases 1 to 3990 code for a protein of 1329 amino acids. Gene Ontology annotation, biological process: transmembrane transport; potassium ion transport.
AUGGACAGGUUGCACUCCUCCAUGCGUAAAAGGCUCUACAGUUUGCCACAGCAUAUUGGACAGAAAGCUUCUAUUAUGGGCGAAGGAGAAGACGGCGACAAGGACACCCGGAGGAAGAGUAUUAGGAUGAAACCCUUGCCGUCACCAACCUCCAGAGGAAGCUUCAAAGGCAUUGGGGAGACCAGAAGUGGAGACACGGUGAUCAUGGAGACGGACAUUGGAAGACCAACGAAGACCAGUUUAAACGGAGAUUGUCGGAGAUUUCGUGGCAGUCUCUCCUCCAUCACCAGUCGGCAUGUGCACGACUCAGACUCGGCGGAGCAGAGGCGCCUCAUCACGGAAGGGGACGUCACCCCGAGCGAGGAGAGCCCCCCCGGAGCUAUUGGCGGCGGGGUGGACCAGGGUGCGCAAGGCGCCAGCGGGGGUGGUGCUGGUGGUGCCCAACAUGCUUCUCUUGACCAGGAAUCAGGGUUCAUAAAGUUGGAUGGCAUUGAUCAAAUUUUGCCGGACGACGAGAGAUUGUACCAGGCAGGAUUCAUACACAGGCAGUUUGGGGCAAUGCUGCAACCGGGGGUCAACAAGUUCUCCCUAAGGAUGUUUGGGAGCGAAAAGGCGGUGGAACGGGAACAAGAGCGGGUUAAAUCCGCCGGAUUUUGGAUAAUUCACCCUUACAGUGAUUUCAGGUUCUACUGGGACCUGACCAUGCUGCUGCUGAUGGUGGGGAACCUGAUCGUCAUCCCGGUGGGCAUCACCUUCUUCAAAGACGAACACACGCCCCCCUGGAUCAUCUUCAACGUGAUCUCAGACACCUUCUUCCUCAUGGACCUGGUGCUCAACUUCCGCACGGGCAUCGUCAAGGAGGACAACACCGAGAUCAUCCUGGACCCACAACAGAUCAAGAUCAAGUACCUGAGGAGCUGGUUCGUGGUGGACUUCAUCUCCUCCAUACCUGUGGACUACAUCUUCCUCAUCGUGGAGACGCGCAUCGACUCCGACUUCUACAAGACGGCCCGGGCGCUGAGGAUCGUCCGCUUCACCAAGAUCCUCAGCCUGCUCAGACUGCUCAGGCUGUCCAGGCUCAUCAGAUACAUCCACCAGUGGGAGGAGAUCUUCCAUAUGACCUAUGACCUGGCCAGUGCCAUGGUGCGUAUCGUCAACCUGAUUGGUAUGAUGCUGCUGCUGUGCCACUGGGACGGAUGUCUGCAGUUCCUGGUUCCCAUGCUGCAGGACUUCCCCCAGGACUGCUGGGUGUCCAAAAACAAAAUGGUGAACGACACAUGGGGCCAGCAGUACUCCUACGCCCUGUUCAAAGCCAUGAGCCACAUGCUGUGUAUCGGGUACGGCAUGUACCCACCUGUGGGCAUGACGGACGUGUGGCUCACCAUCCUCAGCAUGAUCGUGGGCGCCACCUGCUAUGCCAUGUUCGUGGGUCACGCCACUGCACUCAUCCAGUCUCUGGACUCCUCCCGUCGGCAGUACCAGGAGAAGUACAAACAGGUUGAGCAGUACAUGUCAUUCCACAAGCUGCCGGCUGAUAUGAGGCAGAGGAUCCAUGACUACUACGAGCAUCGCUACCAAGGCAAGAUGUUUGACGAGGAGAGCAUCCUGGGAGAACUCAACGAGCCACUCAGAGAGGAAAUCAUUAACUUUAAUUGUCGAAAGCUGGUGGCUUCCAUGCCACUGUUUGCCAACGCGGACCCCAACUUUGUGACCUCCAUGCUGACCAAGCUGCGCUUCGAGGUGUUCCAGCCCGGAGACUACAUCAUCAGAGAGGGCACCAUCGGCAAGAAGAUGUACUUCAUCCAGCACGGAGUGGUCAGCGUUCUCACCAAGGGCAACAAGGAAACCAAGCUCUUAGACGGAUCCUACUUCGGGGAGAUCUGUCUGUUGACGCGGGGUAGAAGAACAGCCAGCGUCAGAGCAGACACCUACUGCCGUCUGUACUCUCUGUCUGUGGACAACUUCAACGAGGUCCUGGAAGAGUACCCCAUGAUGAGACGGGCCUUCGAGACUGUGGCUCUGGACCGGCUGGACCGCAUAGGGAAGAAGAACUCCCUCCUGCAGCACAAGGUGCAGCAUGACCUGAGCUCCGGCGUUCUCAACUACCAGGAGAACGAGAUCAUCCAGCAGAUUGUGCAGCAUGACAGAGACAUGGCCACCUGCGCCCACCUACUCCAGAACAUUCCUCCACCUCAGCCCCCGUCUUCGGGGCACACCCCCGUCAUCUGGGCUCCCCUCAUCCAGGCACCCCUGCAGGCUGCUGCCGCCACCACCUCUGUUGCCAUCGCCUUGACGCACCACCCCCACCUCCCACACCUCCCCGCCGCGCUCUUCCGCCCGCCGGUCACGGUCCUGGGCUCCAGGAACCUCCAGGACCCUCCCCCUGAUCGGCUGAAGAAGUUCCACACGUCGGCGCCCACCUCCUCCAUGGGGCCUGACUCCCCUUCCAGCACCCCAUCUAAACUGCACUGCUCUGGGAUGGACACAGCCCUGCUGGCCUCCUUCCGGGCCCACCACACGACUCAGGGGUCAGGGGCAGCCAGCUCCAGUCAGCAGGCGUCCAGCAGCAGUGGAACCCAGCCUGGGCCUACCGGGGCCUCCGCCUUUCCCUUUGGGCCUUUCUCCUCCUCCGGGGGCUCUCCCUCCCACAGCACGGCCCAGAGCACGGCCCAGCUUCACUCACAGCCCCAGACGCAGCAGCCAUUCCGCUGCACCACCCCGCCUCUUGCUGCCCUCUUCCAGCAGGGAGCCAUGGGGGGAGCCGUGGGGACAGGGAUGGGUGGAGCAACAGGGGGAGCUAUAGGGGGGGCUACAGGUUGGUCUUCAGGAGGCGCUACCGGAGGUGAAAUAGGAGGGGUUGCUGAGGGGGCCACGGGUGGGAAAAUAAGAAGGGCCACUGGUUGGGGUAGACGUGGGUCUAUAGAAGGAUAUACUACUGGAGGGCAUAUAGGAGGAGCCACUGGGGGGUACUCAGGAGGGGCUAGUGGUGGGCACAUUAGAGGAACUAGUGGAGGCCAUAUAGGAGCUGGUGGAGCAAUGGGAGGGGCAGCUGGAGGGCAUAUAGGAGAGGCAAUGGGAGGGGCUACAAGUGGAAUGACAAUUGGAGUUCUGGGUACCUCUAGUUCUGGUUGUAGUAUCAGCCCCCAGUCCACUGGUUCAUCCAGCAACAUGAACCCCUGUCAGCUGCUCCACAGCCAGCUGCCCCCCAAGCCUCCACAGGUGGGCUCCCUGCAGCAGUUUGCAGGCGGGGGUAGGACUCCUUGUGGGUUCUACCACCUCCCCCCUCCAGGCUCCCCAUCCUCCUCCUCCACCCAGCAGGCCCCAGAGGGCUCCCCGUCUCCCCUGACCCAGUUCAGCCUGGCAGGCUUACAGUCUGGCCUGGUCCCUCAGCUGUCCCUGGAGAGGUCUGCCCUGGCCUCGUUGGCCCAGUACGGCUCAGGUAACGGCUCGCCCUGCUACACCCCCCUGGGGCCUAGCCCCACGGUCCAAAGCCCAGUCACAGGAAGGACUUUCCACUACAGUGACUCGUCCAGUGCCACGGGGUCCCACAGCUCUCUGCUCAUGCCCCAGACCUCCCUCCCCAGCCAGCAGCACGCAGCCGGCAGUGAGUCUCUGCUGGGGCUGGGCAGCUUCUCUGAGGAUAUGAAACUAUUGUCCUGUUCUAACCCCUCCCUGCCCCAGGAUGUGGCCCAGGCCAUGGGAUACUCCUCACUCCCACGCUCCUCACCCCCUCGCACCUCGCCCCCACGCUCCUCCAUGGAGCCAGGAUACUGCCUCUCCUCGCCCUACUCCUCCCCCAUCCUAGUUCCAAAACCCUGUAGCUCGGUGUCAGGGCACAUGGCUCCUCCUGUCCCUGCCCAGAUGUCUCCAGGACACCUGCAGCACCAGACUCAGUCCCCCGUGGCCUCCCCGGCCCUGCCGCCAUGGAAAGGCUCUGCAGCCCACUCUGAACUAGAACCUGUCCGCUCCAAACUAACCUCCAAUUUGUGA